AUGGCGAGCAGGACCGCCGCUCCGCAGCAUCCCAGCGAACCCUCCAGCAUGCUGAAAUCCGACGCCCUUACGAUACCGACACCCGCCCUGGUCGACAGCGCCGCCGACGAGCGUCGACCAUCGCGCAGCAGCGGCCGCACCGCCUCGUUCCUCAGCACCGCGUUCAGCCUGCGUCCGCGCGGCAACAGUACCGCGGGCGCAUCGCCUUCGCCCGAAGAUGACUGGGCGCGGCCCGUGGGCGGCAGCGAUGGGCUGGGCACCAUCUACGGUGCGACCAUGAACCGGCGGGAGCGCAACCAGGUGUUGCGGAGCGUCACGACGCUGGCCAAGCUGGGCAGCGACGAGCAGGGCAACUACGCCGAGCCGCUGCCAUCGGACCUGGUGUCGACGUCGCUGCCCGUCUCUGGCGGCCCAUCGUCGAUGCCAUCGCCGUACCCCACCAGCCAGUCGGACAAUCCGCCCGACUACCACCAUCCCAGCCCGCCGUCCAACCCUCGAUCGCACAGCGCAGUCGGGCUGAUGGGUUCGCAUGCCGUGACGAGGGCCACGUCUGCCGGUGCCCCGCUGCUGACGCCGUCUGCCCUGUCCGACGACGAAGGUGAUGGCCAAGGCACGGCGCGUCGGCACGGACGGAGCGUCAGCAGCAACGAGUCGCCGCGGCGUCCGAGCCUGGGCGAUCGCCUUUCUACCAUCUUUGGCAAGGCGCCCGACGGCGGCUACUCGCUCCAGCUUGAGUCCAACAGUGGUGGUGAUGGUGGUGGUGCUGGUGGUGGCCGCGGUGACGUGACGACGACGACUUCUUCGGCGCAUCGGGAGCGCAUCGCUGCGUUUAUCGCGAGCGCCAAGGCGCCAGCGGUUGCCUCCAAGGUGGCGAGCCCACCGUCGGCCGCAAGGUCGAGCUCGUCGUCGUCGCCGUCAUCCGAGGGGGGCCGGGAUGCGGGACGGACUUUGUCGGUCGACGAUGGUGGUGCGGGCCAGCUGAAUCCACCAGAGGCCGGCGUGGGGGAGCCAAGCAGCGCGGCCGACACGGAAAUUGGUGCCGAGCGCGGGCCAGCAGCAGCAGCAGCAGCAGCAGCAGCAGCAGCAGCAGCAGCACCUGCACCUGCACCCGCGCCAGGGUCACAGCAGACGCAGCCGCACUCGCCGAUUGGCCUGGACAGAGGCAAUUACCCCGCUCAAAGCCUCGCUUCCACCUCGACCACCACCACCACCGCCAUCACCACCGGCACCCAACCCACCCCGGAAUCGUCGUCCCGAGCCACGGCGGCACACCUGCCGUCUGCCUCUUUGCCCUCACCAUCGUUGCCGUCACCGUCACCGUCACCGUCACCGUCGUCGUCACUACCACCACCGCCAUCACCACCACCACCACCGUCAUCACUGCUAGCACCCCCGCAAUCGCAACCACUCGCAUCGUCGACACUGCAAGGCGCAGCAUCAGCAUCAGCACCACCACCACCACCAACGCCCGAGGGACAGCUACAGCCCGCGCAACCAACACCGUCGACACCGGCCCGUAUCUCGACCACCGAUUCCAGUACAGCCGCUCUACCGGACCGCAACAUCCCUACGAGCCCAUCGUCGCACUCAGCGACCGCAUCAGCCACAACGUCGAAUCCACGACAGCCCCGCCUUGCCGCUCCACCUUCGCUCCUUUCCCUUUCGGCCGCCAGCGAGCGAACGGGAUCCUACCACUCGGCCUGUGACCAGAGCCCAGACUCGCCCCGCAACUCGUCCCUGGAAUCCACCGCCUCCCGCAUCGAUUCGUUCGGGAGGACCUCCCUCGCCUCGACCUCCGCCUCGUCGAUCGACAUUGCCGCAGGUCCAGGCCCCACCCGCAUCUUGGCAGCAGACGUCGAGCGCAGCUCCCCUCACGGAUUAUUCGCAUCGGACCACACAACCUCAUCGUCUGUCGUCGCCGCCGCUGCUGCCUCGACGGUGGCACACAGAUCAACGGACAUUGCCCCAAGCGCGACAUCGCCAACUGCAUCCAGCGACGACAAGGCCAAGACGAUAGCUGCGUCCGCGUCCGGCUCCGGCUCCGGCUCCAGCCAGGCCAUCUCUGACGUUGUUGCAAGGCGCUGCACCCCAUCGGAACCUCCAUCCCCGGCCAUUCUAGCACCCACGAACGCGAGUAAUGGCACGGCUAGAUCAUCCACCCGAGUAUCCUUCGACAUCCCCAAUUGGACGGAUCCCUUCGGCCGACCCGCAUCUCUUCGCCCGUCUCUAGCCCCUCAGACUGAAGAAGGCCCCGUCAGCCGCAACGGCAACGUGAUGGACGAGUUUGGCGAAGUCGACCCCAUGGGCCGGCCCUCGGACACUUGCAGCGGAGGCUCGUCAUCCGAUCCCCGCCGGUCGUCCCUCAGCUGGACCCGCGUCGGCGGCCUCUUUGCGGGCCCAGGAUCGAGACGGGGCAGCGGCCAAGAUUCGCUCGGAAUCGAGCCGGGGUCGCCGCCGUCGUCGUCGUCGGCGGCCAAGUCACGCUCCCAAAGCCGCGGCACCAACUCGAGCCUCGGCCUGCGCGACACGAUGAAGAGGUGGGCAUCGAGGUCCACCGAGGUUCUGACGCCCGGUCCAGCCUCGACUUCGGCCUCUCCUCGCCACAGCAGCGCCACCUUUGACGCACCGCCGGGAGCGACCCCGGGCCGCAAGAGCAUGCAGCUCCUUCGCCCCUCGCCGCGACAGUCUCCCAACGCCGGCAACAGCGACGAGGCGGUCGAGACCAUGGCCGAUAGCCGGCUCUCGCCAGGCUUCUUCAGUCGGAGCCGGCGCUCGUCCGCCGUAAAGAUGUCGCCCUCGCCGUCGGGUAACCGGCCGCGGUCGUCGUUCUCGUUCGCUCGCCCCUCGUCCGACCUCUCGUCGCGACCCAGCUUCAACUUUCUGCGGCGCACGAGCGAAAGUCUGUCGUCUGCACCCAACGGUCCGGGCGGCUCGCAGGAGCCACGUCAGAGGAAAGCUUCGGCCUCGACGUUCGCCAAGGAUCUCGUCAAGAAGACGUUUGGCCGAUCGAGCAGGAACGAGGCAUGGACCGAGGAGCUGCGCACCGGCACCGAAGAACAGGCAGGUGCCUCGCUGCCUGACGGACAGGAUGCGCAUGCCCUCCUGGCCACCGCUUUCGGACAGCCCUUCAAGAGCAACAUGCAGACCGAGCCAGACGUCGAGCGGCAGCCUGUGCGCCCGGAGGUCGAGUCCGAGCGUGUUCCGUCACCUGCUUCCAACCAGGCCCGCGACAGGUCCAACCCGGAAGGCCCCGCCGAGUCCAAGCUGGCUCUACCCGCCCUGAGCGUCGGCGAAGAUGGACAAAGCGAUUUGGCCAAGUCGGUGAUGGCCGUCGGCAUCACCGGGGAGUCGUCGCUGGCAUCGGAUCCACGAGGCCAAAGCCGAGCGCAACCUCUCGAGGAUGCAGUCGAGCCCUCUGCGGGCCCUCAGCUCGCAGCAGGUCUUCCGGCAGCCUCCACUGCGAAUGAUGGACAGGGCCUCGCUGCCACCGUGCGGAGGCCAUCACUCGGCAUCGACCAGGAGCAGGACCAGAUCGACGCCAGCAAAGCCACGGUCGGCUCCACCCAACCGCCGCACGCCGAGGCGGCCAUGUCUGGCCCUGCAUCGAUCGACCAGGCUAGCGGCAGCCAUACCCCCGAGCCCCGCGACUCGCAGACGCCUUCCAGCGGAUCCAGCCGCAGAGCGAGCCGUAGCAACCGCACCCUGUCCCAUUUGCCCCGCCUCAACUCGAUGCGAGCGAGCAACGGUACAGGCAGCGGCUCCGGAGGCGCGGGCGGCAAUGGAGGCAAUGGCGACGACGGCAACGGUGGCAGCGGCCGGGGCAUCGUCGAGGAGACGACCACCGACGAGGAGCAAGAGAGCACAGACGAAGAGGAAGACGGGGAGGAAGGCGAGGAUCACUCAGAUCUCGAGACCGAGACCGAAACCGAGAACGAGAACGACGUCGAGGGUGAGGGGCAAACGACUGCUGAGGGCAGCUUCCGUUCCGCCCGCUCGUCGGCGACGCCGAGCCCCCUUCCCGCGGCCGUAGCCGUGCCCAUGUCGGCCCAGUCCAGCUCCGGUGGCAGCGGCCGCAUGCGUCCGACCGAAAGCAUCGUGCUGCCGCCGGCCCCGACCUUCAUCCCGCCAGCUGCGCCCGCCAAGACGGAGACGGGAACCGCCGCUGCCGACGCCGCCACAAAGCCCGAUGGUGACAGCUUCGACUCGAGCUUCAAGGCCAACAAGGGACGCGAGAGCUGGACCAGCUUCAACUCGGCCAGCUUCUCGCCGUUUGAUACGCCGACGCCCGGCUUCUCGGCCGCCGGUGCCUACCCUACGCGGACGCCGCGAGCUCGCCAUCAGGAGGUAUCCGAGUCGUCCUACUUUACCCACCGGCCCUCGACCGCCACCCGCAACGGCCAGGGCAGCAUGAGCGGCGUGGCACCGCCUCCUUCGCCCUCAAUCAUCAGCCGCAGCCGAGCCCCGUCGACCACGAGCAUGAGGACGGUGCGUGGCGGCGCGGUCCCAUCGACGCCCUCGCUGCCGAACCGAGAGGUACCGCAGCUUCCGCUCGGAUCGCUUGCCGGCCUCAAGCUCACCCGCGAGACCUCGUCGACCUCGACGACCCGGCGUCAGCAGACAGCCGCGGGUAGCGCGACUCCCGCGCAGAGCGAGGAUUCCGCGCCGGCCAAGCAGAUCCAGGAGCGACCCAGCACCUCGUCGACGCUGCGGCCGCCUCGAUGGGAGGCGGACCCCGAGACGCCCGGAAGCCGUAGCCGCGACACGAGCAUCGAUCGUCCAUCCUCGGAGCGGACCCUCGACGGCCCCUUGACAAAGCGCCUUUCGACCACCGAGCAUGCUGCCGACGGCGUGGUGCCCCGCCCUGCGACCAACGUGGCGGGCGGCGCCAAUGGUCGGCCAGGGCUCUACCAGCACAAGUCAAAGUCGCUGAUCGACCUCAGCGGCGCCCACCGACGCAUGGACGAUGGACAAGCGCCGGCCUAUGAUGCCAGCUCGGUGGCCGACUACCUCGCGGCUGGUCUGAACGGCCGAGCCGGAGACCGCGGCGGCGCCAACGGCGUUGGGCCCAGCGGGCUCGAAGCAGACGCUGGCGCAAACAAGCUGGCAUCCGGCCUCGCCGUCCCCACGCCCGGCACCGCUGGCACGCCGGGAGCCGGUGGCCUUGGGCGGAGGCGGUCGAUGUUCGAGAUGCGGCAGGAGCCGCCGCCCUACUCGAUUAUCCACCGACGGCCCGAGGGGCCGCAGAUCAUCCUGCCGCGCGAGGAAGAGGGCCGCGAGAAGCUGCCCAACUACUACUGCGGCGUCCACAUCGAGGGCUACCUGCCGCGCAAGAUGGAGUUUUCGGCGCCCGGCCUGCAGGCCAAGGACCGCAGCUGGAAGCGGCAGUACUUUGUGCUGCACGGCACCAGCCUUCGCGUCUACCGCCACGACCUCAGCAGCGAGCGGCUGGCGGCUGCGGGCGCGUGGGGCGAGAUGAAGGGCGUCCACGUCCACCUCGAGCCCAUGAACGAGGACGGCACCACGGGCGGCGCCAGCUCGCUCAGCCAGGCGGCGCGCGAGGCCAUCGCCAACAAGGCCUUUGGACACCACAGCAGCAGCGCAUCGUCGGCGGGCGGCGCCAACGGCUUCGACGCAAAGAACGGCCUGAUCCGCCACUACACGCUUCAAGGCGCCGAGAGCGGCCUGGCCGCCGACUACCUCAAGCGCCGACACGUGGUGCGGGUGCGCGCCGAGGGCGAGCAGUUCCUCCUCCAGACGCGCAGCGACCGCCACGUCGUCGACUGGAUCGAGGCGCUCCAGGCGGCCACCAACAUCUCCAUGGACCUCGAGAAGCGGCUGAUGCCCAAGUUCAUCACGCUGCCACGACGACGAAGGAGGAGGAGGCGCAACGCCGACGGCACCACGCUCACGGCCGAGGAGCAAGAGGCGCGCGACCUGGCCGAGGCGCAGCGACGCUCGAUGAUGGAGGCUGGAGGUCGCGGCUCGACCGCCUCGGCGUCUGGCCAGGCCGAUUCGGCCAUCCGCAGCGCGCGGCCCAGCAUGAGCGGCGACAUGAACCCGAGCGCUGCGUUCGAAGAGAUGCUGCGCGAGGAGCAGGAAGGCAUGGCGCGCCAGAGCGCCGCCGACAUCUGA
This is a messenger RNA of Pseudozyma flocculosa PF-1, 6132 nucleotides long. RefSeq lists its product as uncharacterized. NCBI's taxonomy places the organism in Eukaryota, Fungi, Basidiomycota, Ustilaginomycetes, Ustilaginales, Ustilaginaceae. The record is from RefSeq and is a predicted model, not a curated record. The coding region runs from base 1 to 6132 and encodes 2043 amino acids. The transcript has 3 exons.